Molecule: messenger RNA, 1879 nt
Organism: Lotus japonicus
Lineage: Eukaryota; Viridiplantae; Streptophyta; Magnoliopsida; Fabales; Fabaceae
Exons: 2
Coding region: 1-1812 (603 amino acids)
Source: RefSeq, a predicted model, not a curated record
AUGGUUGCCAAAAAUCCUCGUAAAUCACCUAAGAAACGUAAAGAACUUCCAGUUGCUGACUCCCUAUGGAUCUCACGAUCAAUUGCUACUAGAUACAGCGACUUCCACACUAUUCCCAAAGUGAUGGAUUUGAUAACCCAAUAUAAUUUUAGGGCUGACGGUAAUGAUACACAUUUAGAUAUAGUCGUCUGCGCCCCUGAUGAACCCUGUUGUUUCGGUGAACCUGACCCGAAUGGGAAAAAUCACACUUACCUCUUUAAAAGCCUGUUCCAAGACCUUGAAUACAAACUCCCCCUUCCUGACUUUACCUGUUCCUGCUUAACCUUAAUGAACAUCGCCCCUACCCAGCUUUCUGCUAAUGGUUGGGCUUACCUUCGAGCCUUUGAAUUAUUAUGUGUCUGCCUAGGCAUAAUACCAACUUGCAAGAAGUUUUUCUACUUUUUCGAAACCUCCGGCAUGAAGGUGAAGGGCGAAUAUAUUUCCCUAUCCUCUGCUAGGGGGCGUGGGGUGUUUACUCUCUUUAGGAGUAAUUUUAAACACUGGAAAUCCAAAUUUUUCAAAUUAAAGGAAACCGGAGAAAGUAAAGAUGUUUUCUACUUUGAUGACGGAACCCCACGAUUCCCUUUCUAUUGGACUGAUAAGCCCCAACUUAUCCAUAAUAUUCCCGAAUCCUCUCUUAGCCCCGAUGAGAAAUAUGAGGUUGAUUUCUUAUCCACAAUUCAUUUGAACCUUUAUGAUUUCUAUGAAGCAUUCAAGAAAAGAAACUUAUCCUAUUUUGUUGCGAAGAUGUCUCGCCUUUCUGAAGACGAUAUUCUCCGCUUCCGCCGCGAGCAACAGGCGUUGAAGAAAAAGCAAUCUCCUGCCAAGUCCCUAACCGAACCUGAAGGGAGUCACUCUGAGACGGAGAAGAAUCCAGCCCCGAAAAGAAGAAAGAAAAACCAAAGUUCUGAAAAGACUGCUGAGAAAGCCACCAUUCAAACUCCGCUGGAAAAAUUCACAACCAAAGGGGCGAACCAAUAUGGUUCCUCAAGCGCUCCACCUCCCUCGUGGAAGAACGAACUGAAAGAAUUCGAGGACAUGACUUCAGAAGAAAUUACUUCCUUAUGGGAUUCCCGCAUCAACUUCAACUCUCUUGUGGAGACCAACCUUGUAUUUGAAGCUGAUAAGGAAAAGAUGAGGAAAAUUGGGCUUCAAGAAGCCUGCCAGGCCGUCAUGACUAAAAGUUUGGAAAUUGCUGCCAUUUCCAAGAUGAUAGAAAUUGAGUCCAGCCACUUUGAUGGGCUUUCUAACGCUAAGAAGCUGGAAGAUAAAGAAAAAGAAAAUGAAAAGCUGAAGUCCACAAUGAAGCUGUUGGAAAAAUCUAACAAGGCCAACGAGAAGAAAGCCGCUGACCUGGCUUUAGAACUUGAAAAAUUGAAAAAGACUGUGGAAGAAGGUGAAGCCUUACUGAAGGCGAAGGAAGAAGAAACACAAAAAAUGAAGGAAGAGGCGAACUCCUUGGCCUCAGAAAAACAAAUUUUGAACAAGACUGUUGAUGAUCUUACUGCCGAAACGGCAUCUUUGAAAGCCUCCAUUCUUUCCCAACUUGAGGCUGGCUUUAACAAAGCUAAGGAGCAAAUCUUGUUCCUAAAUCCUGACGUGCCUAUCAAGACUGAAGGCGUUGAUCCUUAUGCUAGGAUCAUUGAAGGAAAAUUAAUCACGCCCAACUUUGAUGAGGAAGAAGAAGAAGAAGAACAAGAAGAAGAAGAAGACAAGGAGAACAACAACAACAACAACAACAACAACAAAGAGGGCGAAGGGGAAAGCAAUUGAUCCUUCCUAAGAAAAACUGAAAUGAUGUUUUGUUCCCGUUGGUCUUAUACCAAACGGUUGACUUAGU